Messenger RNA from Oryzias melastigma (Indian medaka), 1474 nucleotides. RefSeq lists its product as uncharacterized. The transcript has 2 exons. The coding region runs from base 100 to 534 and encodes 144 amino acids. The record is from RefSeq and is a predicted model, not a curated record. NCBI's taxonomy places the organism in Eukaryota, Metazoa, Chordata, Actinopteri, Beloniformes, Adrianichthyidae.
UGUGUUGCUCUCGUUGUACCAAACAAAGAAAUAACCGGAAGUGCUCGUGUUCAGCAGAAGAUGGUUCUGUAAAACAUUAAAAAAAAAUCCUGUGUAAACAUGGAUUCCGUGUUCUCACGCUUUGAAUCUUAUAACUUUGAGUCAGAUCCGCGUUUUGUGGACGGAAUAAAGACUCUGAAGAAAACCACCGACAAAAGUGGAGAAGAAAACCAGCUGCUCGACCUGAAACUCUUCUUUUAUAACAGGUUUGUUGAGCCAAUAGACCGAAGCAGCUACAGGAGGUGGAGUUCUGCUCCUCAUCCUCCAUCGACCAUCACCCCCGAGCACAAAGACCAGACCGGCCUCCAGAGUGAAGACCAAACCAGAGGAGCGUGCGUCGCCUCACAGCUGUCCUUCGCUGAGGUGAUGCGGUUGGUUCAGGAGGGAAAGGAAGUUCCAGGAGUCACAAAAGUGGACGUUCACGCCAGCAAUCAGAGCCCCACCCCUUCUCAAAUGGAGCGGCGGCAAAAGCCCUGGGAAACCGCGCCGUCUUAGAUUACUUUCCUCUCUAGCACUAGAUUUUCGUAUUAAAAGGAAAAGAAAAAAAAAAUGAAUUGUUUUGGGAAAAUUAAAAUCUUUGAUAAGCAGGUCAGGAAAAAAACGUAAAGCCUCGUCAGACAGGAAGUCAGAAUUAAUGCUGUCAAACUGGAAUAAAUCAACAAAAACACUCAACACUUUUUAUGGUGAAUCCCACAUUUUAUUUAUUUUGUUUUUCAUGUUUGUGCUCCCCGUUAAAAAUCGGCAUCCAUUAUUUACUUACAUCACUUCUGGGAGCAAAAAAAGACACACAUGAGCGAUGCAAAACGCCACAAAACAGUUCCAAUAGAGGCAUGUAAGCAAAAAACAACAACAACAAACAAACAAGUAAAUGUAGAUUUAGCACCUCAAAGUACAGCAUCACAGUGAAACAAUGCACAGACACUGGAACAUGCACGUUCUUACACACAGGAAACAGAGUAACGGCUUAUGAAGCAGCUCUGCUGUCAUUUUAUUCUGAAAGGAGACACAAAAAGAUCGUCCAGAAUGAUUUCCACACGUUUCUAAAAAUCCUGAAGGUUAAAUAAAAAAGUAUCUGUCUAAAAACAGUUCACAGACACGUAAAAGAUGGUAACAGCAACCUCAUUACUGCAAACUCAAGUUAACACUCAUCACACAUGAAAGAUUCCUGAUUUCUGCUGAUGUUUUCAUGAUUUUUAUGAAACAGAAGAUAUUUUUCUGUUGUUUGGAAUGUAUCUGUUUUAUGAAAUGAUAAAUCAAUGGUUAAAAAUAGUAUUAGUCCUGAUUAAAAUGUGACUUUUCUGGUUUAACAGCUCAGCUAACAUGAUUUUUUUAACACUGAUUUUUGAUGAUUGUAAAAGCAAAAUCCAAAUUUAUGAUUAAAAAAACAACAAUCUACAAUCACAGUCUGCAUGACAACCUACACAGAAAUGAUUUU